AUGCCCAUGAUGGCCGACGACAAGGUGGAGGACAUCUCCCCACCUUUCCAUGGCUUCAUCGCUACCACCUACGAUGCGCUUCUCGUCUUUGAGGCCGCUCGCCGUGGUAUGAUUCCCCGUGUGACCCGUCGCUUGAAUGACACGGAGCGCAACAUGGUUCAGUCGGGCUCGGUGUUCGUCUACGACGAGCAGGAGAGCGGUAUCAAACGCUGGACUGAUGGGCACUCCUGGAGUCCGUCGCGUAUUUUGGGCAAUUUCCUCGUCUAUCGUGAAACUAUCAAGCCUUCAGAUGGCAAGGAGGGUGAGGAGACUACUCCCAAACAAGAGUACGGCAGCGGCCGCCCUGACUCCUCUCACGGGCGCCCGACAACGUCGCACUCUUCCCCCGGCACGAACACUUCCCCCACUGAUCCGGCUUCGAUGGGCAACUACGCCGAGUCCUCACGCAUGGCUAUGGAGGCCGCAGCGAGGCCGUUGGCUCACGGUCAGAUGCGUCCCCGCUCGGCUGCCGAAGCUGGUGGAUGUCGCCUAGAGAACGGAGUCAUCAUCGACCGUCACCUGGAGCGAAAGCUUGUGGGGAGCCUGACCAACUCAUACCUCUUUCAACCCGGAGGUCUCACCAUGACCUUGACCAUCAACGGCUUCCACCAACACGUCGUUUCGUACUACACGCUCGAGGACGCAACCGCCGGCCGUCUUCGCCGUCCUUCGACCAUCCCGGAGUUCACCGCUCUCGAAAUCAGCCCCGAGUACCUCGCUGUCGGCAACUUCCGAACGACCCCGUCCAUUGAGAUGGGUCAUGACGGUAUUCCUCGUUACCACGGCGAGCCGGACGACCGCGCUGUGUCUCCUGGACGCGGUGGUCUACCCGGCCCGUACGGUGCAGAGAUGUAUGGCGACCCUUACGGCCCUUCCGCUGGAGCUGGUUUCGACCCACACCACCAGCCACGCCUCCGCUCUGUGACUGUUCCAAACCUUUCCUCCACUUCUUCCCCGGGCAUUCCAUCCGGUUACCCCAUGCCGCCAGGGUCCGCGGGAGGUUACUACGACCAGAGUGUGCACAUGUCUGGCCGUCCUACCUCGGGCCCCAUGCGUCCUUCGACUGGUUCAAGACGCUACGAUCCCUACGGUGGCAUGCGUGGUGGCCAUGGUAUGUCUGGUGAUUCCGGCCACAGCCGACGGCUGUCCCAGCCGCCAUCUUCCAGCGAUGGCUUCUACCCCCAGGGCGGUGACUACAACUACCAGCCUCCCGCGACCGCCCCGGGUGGUUUCACAUACUACUCCUCCACUGCGCCUCCCCAGCAGCCUCCUACGCAGGCGUCCGGUGCCUCUCCGAUGGUCUCGCCCCAAUAUGGAGGAUCUGCUCCGGGAAGCUACACCUCCUGGCACGCUCCCCCCGCUCCGCCUGUGCGCCUGAUGAGCCGUCCCGACGUUCUCAGUGGUAGCGGCGAGUAUCCUACCUCCUCGUCCACUUCGAUGGACAGCGGUGGCCCGGGGGCCGGUGUUCCUCCUGAAGGUUGGACUGGCAUCCCUGGCAACCAGGCGGGUCAAUCUUGGGACAACCACCCUCCCCAGCUCCCUCAACCCUACCCUGUGUCGCAGGAUGGGUGGCAAGCUGGUAUUGCUUAA
Trichosporon asahii var. asahii CBS 2479 is the source of this 1629-nucleotide messenger RNA. RefSeq lists its product as uncharacterized. NCBI's taxonomy places the organism in Eukaryota, Fungi, Basidiomycota, Tremellomycetes, Trichosporonales, Trichosporonaceae. The record is from RefSeq and is a predicted model, not a curated record. The transcript has 3 exons. Bases 1 to 1629 code for a protein of 542 amino acids. Gene Ontology annotation, molecular function: DNA binding.